AUGAGAGCGGACUCAAACGUUUUGUUCCUUGUGCCUUUGGCUUUGUUGUUCCUUAUUGCAAUUCCACAAUUGUGCUUGUGUGCAAAUUCAACAUCUGACCACACAAUGGAAGAGCGACAAGCACUUGAAAGUCUCAAAGGAAGUUUUUCCAACAGCUCCAUGUUUGUUUCUUGGGAAGGAAAUGAUCACUGCCAGUGGAAAGGAGUGCAAUGUGAUGCUAUCACCGGACACGUUGUCAAGCUUGUUCUCCAUUGGCAAAAGACAUGCAAUUAUCGUCGAAUCGGUUUUGUACGCACGUGCUCAACACAAAAUUCUAAUGGCGUUCACCCUUCUAUAUUGAAUCUGAAACACUUGAACUAUCUCGAACUCACAGGAAUUUCUUUUGGAAAUGGUCCUAUACCAGCAUUCCUUGCUUACAUGAAUCAGCUGACACAUCUUAACCUCUCUCACUGUGAUUUCAGGGAAAAGGUUCCUCACCAACUUGGUAAUCUUUCAAACUUGCAGGUUCUUGAUUUCAGUGGAAAUCCUUUAGAUGUUGAUGAUCUGGCUUGGCUUUCAAAACUUUCAUCACUGAAACACCUAGCAAUAAAUGGAGUGGGCCUUGGAGGGGCAUAUAAUCUAUUGCAGGUGCUUGAUACCCUUCCUUUCCUGUUGCAAGUAGAGUUUAGUGGAUGUGAUCUUACCAACAUGAACUUUCCUGCUGGCCAUGUUAACUCUACGUUUCUUGCCAAUGUUCAAGUUCUGAAUCUUGCUCAAAAUUUACUUUCUGACCCUGUUCCUGAUGCUUUUCUGAAUAUGAGUUCAAUUGUAGACCUCAACCUUGGUUACAACAAUCUCACUACACUUCCAAAUUGGUUGGUUAAUUUUGAUGCCCUUGUCAAUCUUAAUCUUUCUGGUAAUCCCUUCAAGAGGAUUGAAGCCUCCGUGAUAUCUAUAUUGACAAACAUGUGCUCCCUCCGAUCAUUAGACUUGUCAUCUAGCAUACCUAUUUUUGAAGGGUCGGGGCUAGGUCAGGGAAACUAUUCGGGAUGUGGAAAAUACGAUCUGGAAAUUUUAGUGUUGAGAGGAAGUGGAAUUAAGGACAGUUUGCCUAGUUGGUUUGGACAACUGUCAAAUUUGAAUAUCCUAGAUCUUGCAAUGAAUUUAUUCUAUGGUCCAAUUCCAUCAUCCUUUGGAAAUUUAUUGGCCUUGAAAACAUUAGAUCUUUCGGAUAAUCAGCUACAUGGGUCAAUUCCAGCUACCUUUGGACGGUUGUCAUCUUUAGGUUUAUUGGAUCUUUCUAAUAAUCACUUGAAUGGAAGCAUUCCUGAAAGCCUUGGACUACUGAGGAAUCUAGUGACCUUAAGGAUGGUUAAUAACUCAUUCACAGGUAUCAUAUCAGAGAUUCACCUUCGUAACCUUUCAAAUUUGAAGAAUUUGAAAUAG
Vigna radiata var. radiata (mung bean) is the source of this 1425-nucleotide messenger RNA. RefSeq names its product LRR receptor-like serine/threonine-protein kinase FLS2. The record is from RefSeq and is a predicted model, not a curated record. Gene Ontology annotation, molecular function: protein binding. Lineage: Eukaryota; Viridiplantae; Streptophyta; Magnoliopsida; Fabales; Fabaceae. The coding region runs from base 1 to 1425 and encodes 474 amino acids. The transcript has a single exon. Gene Ontology annotation, cellular component: plasma membrane.